AUGGCUUUAGUUAAACUAGAUGACCUUCCCGAGGACAUACUAGUCCUUAUAUUCCCCUUGCUCGAUGUACCAGACUUCCUCGCGCUAUGUAGCGUCAAUAAGUAUUUCCACGAAGCGUUUCUAAAGAGCCCAGAGUUCUGGCGGGAGGUUACGACAAAAACCUUCCGAAUACCUGUCCAGCCACUCCUACGAGCUAAUGGGCCGCGAUGGUACUGGUUGUAUAAAAAUCUUCGGACGCAGACGAAGGUUUAUCAAUGGGGCGGAGAGGGGCGCCCAUCUCAACCUGUGAACAAAACCUGGCCGUAUGAAUCCUCGGCUGCGGCUGAGGUAAGGAAUAUAGUUGAUUUACAAUGCGGGGGCUGGUCAUCCUCGUGCCUAACUUCGGACGGUGAAUUAUACCUCAACGGACGUAUAGAUGGGGUAUUUUAUGAUUAUUCAAGUGCAAGCGGAUAUCAACGUCUCAAGUUUGAUGCGCAAUACCCUGCAACUUCUGCAGACUCAUACCACAAAUCAACAGCCAUUAAACAGUUCUCCUCUGGCAGACGUCAUAUCCUUGGAUUAUCUGAUGAGGGGAUGAUAUGGAGCUGGUUCCAUAGAGACCAAAAUGCUAGACUUAUUGAGUUUUCUUGUGCUAGAACGGUUCUCAACUCAAAGGACCCUUCCACUCCAGGCACCGUGACAAAGGUCGUUGCGGGUUGGGAUAUGAACUCGGCAUUCGUUGCUGGCACAGGCAUCGUUUAUUGGAAACUCGAGAACCCUCGGCCAGACAGCGAUGAGUCUGUGUUGCUAAUUGUUCCUGGAAAAAUUGUGCCAGGUACCGGUUUCCAGCGGUCGAAAUCUAAUAAAGACCGGGCAGAGGACGAUGUGGGAUUAGGGGAGGUUAUAAACCAUAUCGUUCUUGAGGGAUAUAUAGUUUUCAUUACGGAUCUGAACAAAGUGUUUGCAGUUGAUGAAAAUGGCCAGCGUACAGUCGAACUAGCCAAGUUCGGCGCACCAGGAAGAAUCUUGCAGGAUAUUCAGGGUGCUUUCCGCAACUUUGCUGUUUUUACGGCAACGGGCGAGGUCAUGAUAGGGGGCGUCGAACACAUCCAAGACGCAUUUAACUGUGUGGAUAGCCCAGACAGUGCCUCCUCUCCAGAUCUUCCAGCCGGAUUACAGCACAGUGAGGUGAUAUCAGUUUCGUUUGGUGAUUACCAUUACACCGCCCUUCACGCCGAUGGUAAAGUUUCUAGCUAUGGAAGAGAACCUAGAGGCUGCGGUUCACUUGGCCUUGGAAGUACCUUAGGAGGUGUCCCUUUGCGUGGCCUCUCAAAGGAACAAGAUGACUAUUUCUCUACAGACGUGUACUUUGCUCAAUUUGCUGAAGGAAAACGACAUAACGUCUGGUUCGAACCUGAGAAACGCGAUUGGCUCAAGUACUUGGCAUGUGAAGCUGCAUCCCGACUUAAUGGCGAGGACUGGUUGAUGCCCUUUAAAGAGGAUGAUGAGCUUAUGGAGAGAUACAGUGCUUGUAUUGAAAGAGCGGGAGACAACUGGGACAACUUUCCAGACAUCAAAUCCGAGAAUGCAGAUGGACUAGGCGCAUAUUUCACUCUCAGUGUCGCAUCUGCUGGAUGGCAAACCGUUGCUCUCGUGCUUGUUAACAAGGACCUAGCGGAGAAGGUUAGGAGGAAGCACAUGGUCAAUGAGAAUGAUGAUGGCAAUCAAAAAAACCCAAAGUACAAAUGGAAGCUACAAAAGUACCCCACGUUAUCAAGAAAUUCAGAGAGGAUGCUUGACUUUAGCGUGUAUGAUUUUGAUACCUGGGUUUAUGGCCUACCGCCGUUGGAGGAAAAUAACCGUUAA
Molecule: messenger RNA, 1845 nt
Organism: Nannizzia gypsea CBS 118893
Lineage: Eukaryota; Fungi; Ascomycota; Eurotiomycetes; Onygenales; Arthrodermataceae
Exons: 3
Coding region: 1-1845 (614 amino acids)
Cellular component (GO): cytoplasm
Molecular function (GO): protein binding; guanyl-nucleotide exchange factor activity
Source: RefSeq, a predicted model, not a curated record